Messenger RNA from Rhizophagus irregularis DAOM 181602=DAOM 197198, 3264 nucleotides. The record is from RefSeq and is a predicted model, not a curated record. Lineage: Eukaryota; Fungi; Glomeromycota; Glomeromycetes; Glomerales; Glomeraceae.
ACCGACUAAUGGUGUAAAUUCUUCGUAGACUGUGUCCUACGUAAAAUUUCGUCUGUAGUCGUCUCUUUUUAUGAUAAUAUUUUUUGUAAUUACUAAAUAAUUCGGUUUAAUACACUUUUUGUCGCGCUUUAAUAUUUCCCUUUAUCUUGUAAAUCAUUCCCUUCAUACCUUAUUGUUUCGUUUAGUUUUGUAAAAUAUUCGCGAAAACUUGUAACCUUAACUAGGUUCUUAAAAUUACAAUUGGUAAUCGAUAAUAAUUGCAUUUGGAGGGUUAUAGCCUUUUUGGUAACGCGUUAAUAUUACUCUUUCUAUUAUUAUAUAGUUUAAAAAAUUAUUUUUUUUUUCUUUUUUCGUUUGGUGGUUUAUUAGUUUUCAAUAAUUUUUUCUUCUACAAAAAUACCGAUCCUUUUUAUAUACAUAUUUAUACUAUAUACAUAAAAGAGGACAAGAAAUUUUUUUUUAUUAUUAUUUAAAAAAAAAUUUUUUUCUUCUUGUAAAUAAUGACAAUCAAAGGCAGACAACUUUUUGUUGGCAAUCUUCCAUAUGUAGUUAGUUGGCAAGAAUUAAAGGAUUUAUUUAGAAAAGCCGGUAGUGUACAACGUGCAAAUAUUAUAUUAAGUCGUGAAGGUCAUUCGAAAGGACAUGGUAUCGUGCUCUAUGCGACAGUUGCAGACGCGCAAAAAGCAAUAUCGGAAUUUGAUGGAUAUGAAUGGCAUGGUAGAAAGUUAGAAGUUAGAGAAGACCGUAGUGCAAUGGAUUAUCCUCCACCUCCACCACGUACAGAGGGUGCUAAUAAUAUUAAUCAAAAUGAGGAAAGUGAUAAAGUUACUUCAAACAAUAUCUUGUCAACGUCGGCGAAUUCAAAUGAUGUAAAUGGCACAUCAUCAAAUCAAACUCUACCAACACCGGUUGAUUAUUCCAUCACAAAAAAUAAUGAAAUACUUAAUGUGAACGGCACAAAUAUUAAUGGGACCACGAAUGGCGUAACAACAUACAACGAAGAAUUUACCAAUAAUUAUUCCAAUCAUAACUCUCAUAACUCUCAUAACUCUCAUAAUUCUCAUAACUCUUCGACUCUACAAAGACAAUUAUUCGUUGGGAAUUUACCUUUUCGUGUACGAUGGCAAGAUUUGAAAGAUCUGUUUAGAGAAGCGGGGACUGUCAUACGUGCAGAUGUUGCAAUGGGAUAUGAUAAUCGAUCUAAAGGCCACGGAACAGUGUUAUUCGCCACCCUCGAAGAAGCAAAAAAUGCGAUCGCUAUGUUUAAUCAAAAGAAUUGGCAAGGUCGAAUCUUGGAAGUGCGAGAAGAUCGAGGUUUCGUUGAUCCAAAUUCCCAUAACAACAUUAACGGUAAUGGCCAUCAUCAUCAUCAUCACCAUCAUCACCAUCAUCCACAAGACCAUUCACGUCGGGUGAUUGAUCCUACGCACCAUAAUCACACACAAAAUCCUUAUGGACCAGGUGGCCCUUUGAUGGGGAUGGGUGGUAUUUUUUAUGGACCUAGAGUUCAAGCACCUCAGCCAAAUUAUGCUGGGAGAUUACUUUUCGUUGGGAAUCUGCCAUUUAAUUGUCAAUGGCAAGACCUAAAAGAUCUUUUCCGUAACGCUGGCAAUAUUAUUCGAGCUGAUGUUUCAACAAAUUUCGAUGGACGAAGUAGAGGUUUUGGUACGGUGCUGUUUGCAACACCUGAGGAUGCCAGAAAUGCUGUCGGGAUGUAUGACGGUUAUGAAUUUCAAGGAAGAACUUUACGUGUUCAUUUUGAUAGAUUUUCAUUACCUUUACCGCCGCAUCAUCAUAAUCCACCACCGCAUCCAGCACAUUUACCACCUCCUGUACAUCCACAUCAUAGGCCACCACUUAUAUCUCAUCACAAUUUCCAUUUAGGUCCACCACCAAUUCCUCAUCAUUUUAUGCCUCCAGCACAUAUGGGGCCUUUUUCUCCACCUCUAACAACUCCUUCAUUGACUAGUCCUCCGUUUCCUGUUUCAUACAAUCCUUUGGCUCAUUUAAAUAAUCAUCCGAAUGCAAAUACUAAUGCUUCUUCACCAUUUCAACCUAUUCAACCUAUUCCAAUUGUUUCUUCAGCUGCUUCUAUACAUGGGAUCGGAACUAAUUCACAACAAACUUCUACUCAGUCAUCACAAAUCAUCCAAGAUCAACCAAUUUCGACGCCAACAACACAAUUUCCAGGAUUUGGUCCAAUCGGAAAAACAAACCAUUCACCUCAAUCAACCGUCACAUCAUCAAUUUCAAAUUUAGGCGCAGUAGGCGCUUUCCCAUCAAAUACAACAAAUGGGAUUGCAAAUCAUAAUGGAAUAAAUGGAACAACAGAUGGCAAUAACAAUAAUUAUGGUUCUGGAAACGAUAAUGCAAUUCAUGGUUUAACUUCGACUUUUGCAAGUUUGCAUCUUAGUCAUCUUGGUCAAGCCCCCCAAUUAUUUUUUCAUCCUCAUCCCCACCAUCGCCAUCCGGUGAUCCCAACGGCUUAUCACCCUCAUCAUCAUCAUCAGGUAGCUGCAGCAGCUGCAGCUCAUCAUCAUCAACAGCAUCAUCACCAUCAACAUUCUCAUGGCCAACAUCCACAUCAUCAUCACCAUCCCGGUGCUAUCGGGAGUGGACUUGUUGGAAUAAAUACUCAUAUUCAUAGUCAAGUAAAUGGAACUUCCGAUUCUUCAGUUUCCGUUACAACAACAUCUGGAUUAGGUUCAAGUUCUACCACGACAGAAGUAACUAAUAACUCGGCUAAUAACAGUAAUAAUUCAACCAACUCUUCUGUUCCAGGUUUAUGGGAUAAUAGUACGUCAACAAUGUUAUCUACUGCAGCAGCAGUAUCAAAUGGAUCAAAUGGGACUGUUAACUCAGGUAGUGUAAUUAGCAUAGGGAUGACUUCAUCAUUGACUGGAAUGGGCGGACUUGAUAACCCAUCUGUGGGUGUAUCCCCUCUGUAUUUGUAAAUUUGUAAAAAAAAAAUUGUGGUUUUGGAUAUUAGAUCGUUGGAUGAUUUUAAAAUUUUAAGAAUAUGGAGAAUUUGGAUGAAAUUUAGAGAUUAAAAUGGUAAUAAUUGGUUAAAUAAUGGUUAAAAUAUGUCUGUUGCAAUUUGACAUCCUUUCUUUUUGUUUUUUCUUUUUGUUUUUUCUUUUUUUUUUCAAGCAAUUUGGUGGUUUUUUAUAGAAUAUAUAUAUAUAUAUUUGGGAACAUUUUUUCUUUACACUGUUUUUUUUCAAAAUUAUAAAAAUUUUUUUACUAACAUUUUCAAAUGCAGUU